Messenger RNA from Hippocampus comes (tiger tail seahorse), 2131 nucleotides. It is a transcript of the gene mansc4, whose product is annotated as MANSC domain containing 4. Gene Ontology annotation, molecular function: serine-type endopeptidase inhibitor activity. The transcript is spliced from 3 exons. The record is from RefSeq and is a predicted model, not a curated record. Gene Ontology annotation, cellular component: plasma membrane. The coding region runs from base 72 to 1970 and encodes 632 amino acids. Lineage: Eukaryota; Metazoa; Chordata; Actinopteri; Syngnathiformes; Syngnathidae. Gene Ontology annotation, biological process: extracellular matrix organization; epithelium development; epidermis development.
GUGCGCGCGCGCGCGUGUAUAAGUAUUCCCCCACUUACGAUGGUCUGAUUUCCAAUUACGCGGGCAGCACCAUGAACGUCUCACGCGCCUUGCUGACGCUUUUGCUCUUGGCGCGGCGCGCCGAGUCGCGCUGCUCGCCCACUUCUUACUACAAAAACUGCUGGAUUCGGAGUUUCACGGGAAUCGUCGUGGACUUGGAGGAGUCCGAGAGGCAAGGGGCGCGGCUGCUGAGGACUUACCGGGAGGAGAGCGCGCUGAGAUGCGGCCGCACUUGUUGCCUGACGUCGAAUGCCUCCUCGUGCAACGUGGCGGUGUUUCACUUGGACGCCGCGCAUGACAACUGUUGCCACCUCCACUGUCCGACUUUGGAGAGCUGCAUCAUCAGCCGCAGCACCGAGGCUGUCCUCUACAACGUCACCAAAGGUGUGGAUCCGGACCUGUUGGUGUUUGGCAAACACCUGGCCUCCAACAUCCGCGUGGGUCGCGUCAACGCCUCUGAGCUGCUUCCCUUGGACAAGCGACAGUUCUUCCAUCCGCCGCCGCCUGUUGCCACCAUCAAACCAACAGCCUCCAGCACCCGGAAAACCACUGGCAGAUCCUCAACAGUCACCCCAAAACCUCUUCGGUCAUCCGUCAGCACAUUCCAGACGAGCAUACCUCCUUCAUCCACCACCUUGGUUCCUUACCACGCCCCGCCAGCUCCUACUUUCCUCCCCACGACCGCCACCACUCGUCCCCUGACCUCCUCCACGUCCGCAGGCACCGUCGACACCAAUGAUCGGAGUGCCCAAACGUCGGUUAAAAAACAAGACUACCCCAGCAGUCGAGCGUGGAUGGAAGAGCGAGACCCUAAUUAUCGAAGCACCAACGAUUCAAGCACCCUAGCGUCUGUUCGAGGGCGAGACACCAACGAUUCAAGCACCCAAACGCUGGUUAAAGAGGGGGGAACCAAUGAUCCGAGCACGCAAACGUCCACUACAGAGAGAGGUGCGAAUGAUCUGAGCACCCAAACAUGGUUUAGAGAGCAAGACACCAAUGAUCCAACCGCCCAAAUAUUGGCUAAAGAGCGAGAAUCCCGCCAUCGAAGCACCCCGCCGUCCUUUACAGAGCGAGGCACGAACGAUCCGAGGACCCAAACGACUGUUAAAGGUCGAGGCACCGACGGUUCAAGAACCUGGACGUCGGUUGAAGAAACGAGUCAACCAAGCUUCCAGAGGUCAUUUCAAGGGCAAGACACCAAUGAUUCAAGCACCUGGACGUCGGUUGAAGAAACGAGUCAACCAAGCUCCCAGAGGUCAUUUCAAGGACAAGACACCAACGAUUCAAGCACCUGGACGUCGGUUGAUGAAACUAUCAAAGCAAGCACCCAGAGGUCAUUUCAAGGGCGAGACACCAACGAGCCCAGCACCCAGGCGUCGUUUCAAGACCGAGACAGCCAAUCGUCCUUUCAAGAGCAAGACACAAACAAUCCGAGCACCCAAUCGUCGUCCAACGAGCCAGACACCAACGAUUCAAGCACCUGGAGGUCGGUUGAAGAAACGAGUCAACCAAGCUCCCAGAGGUCAUUUCAAGGGCAAGACACCAACGAGCCCAGCACCCAGACGUCAUUUCAAGACCCGGAUAACCAAACGUCCUUUAAAGAACAAGACACAAACAAUCCUCCGAGCACCCAAUCGUCGUCAAACGAUCCAGACACCAAUGAACCGAGCACCCAGACGUCAAUUCAAGCGCGAGGUUCAACUCUUGGCGGAGAGGACACCUUGGUGGAUUCGGGACCCGGGUAUCAGGGCCUGCCGGUGGUGCUGGUCGCCUGCGUGGCCGUAUUGCUGGGCUGUUUAGUCUGGCUGGUUUCAAGGUGGAGGGCAAAGAGGAGGAGCAGCAGGAGAAGGAUGGAAUGCCGCCGUACGUCCAGGAGAAGAGAGACCACGCGUCUGAUCAAGUACGACCUGGUCACAGAGGGCGACAACUGACUGAAAAGUUUUAAAGCGGAUUCCGAUCUUGAAUUUUACUGCUUUGGACCAUUUUUUCCUUUGGGUUCCCCUUAUAGGGGAGACUUUUUUUUUUGUGUAGGUCUGUUGUAUUUUUAUGAGUGGAAAGGUCAUAUUACAAUAGCGUAAUAUUCUCACCCCAA